Molecule: messenger RNA, 878 nt
Organism: Syngnathus typhle (broad-nosed pipefish)
Lineage: Eukaryota; Metazoa; Chordata; Actinopteri; Syngnathiformes; Syngnathidae
Gene: ascl1a
Product: achaete-scute family bHLH transcription factor 1a
Exons: 1
Coding region: 311-865 (184 amino acids)
Biological process (GO): positive regulation of transcription by RNA polymerase II; regulation of neurogenesis; neuron differentiation
Cellular component (GO): RNA polymerase II transcription regulator complex
Molecular function (GO): protein dimerization activity; DNA-binding transcription factor activity, RNA polymerase II-specific; RNA polymerase II transcription regulatory region sequence-specific DNA binding
Source: RefSeq, a predicted model, not a curated record
UCCACUCGCACAGCAACACGCACGCACCUCGCACGCGCAAACAGGCAGAUAGAGACGCACGCCUCCAACCACGUGACCGGCAUCCGCAAGACACUUGUAAUUAAUUAAAAGAAAGGGAUUUUUGGGGGGCUUAGUAUUUUUUUAUAUAUUUUUUCCCCCAUUAGUAUUUUCUCCCAACUUUCUUUGUUUACAAGCGUUUUGUUGCCACUUCAAAACUUUGGGAGGGGAAAAAACGUUUUUUUCAACCCUCAGAUUUUCUUACUUGACUUGAUUUUCAAUUGCAAUUUUUUUGUGGGGGGGGUGGCACACCAUGGAGCUCGCUCCGGCCGCUUGCUUAUUCAGCGCGCAGAGCAUCCCGUUGAGCCCGAGCGGAAAGGCCGCGGGGACCGCGUCCGCCAAGCGGCCCCGCUCGUCGUCCCCGGAGCUCCUCCGCUGCAAGCGUCGGCUGAACUUCGCGGCUUUCGGCUACUCGCUGCCCCUGCAGCAACCGCACGCGGUGGCGCGUCGCAACGAGCGCGAGCGCAACCGCGUCAAGCUGGUCAACAACGGCUUCGCCACCCUCCGCGAGCACGUCCCCAACGGCGCCGCCAACAAGAAGAUGAGCAAGGUGGAGACCCUCCGCUCGGCCGUCGAGUACAUCCGCGCGCUGCAGCAGCUGCUGGACGAGCACGACGCGGUCAGUGCUGCCUUCCAGGCGGGCGUCCUGCAAGCGUCGUCGCCCGGUUUGCAGGCGCACGGCUACGCGACGGCUGAUAUGAACUCCAUGGCCGGCUCGCCCGUGUCCUCCUACUCGUCGGACGAGGUGUCGUACGACCCCCUCAGCCCGGAGGAGCAGGAACUCCUCGACUUCACCAACUGGUUCUGAGCUCCUACGCACG